GCAAUAAGGUCCAGUCGAGUUUUGUUCGGGGAAGCGCCGAAAGUGAGACGCUCGCACACAGAGAACGAGUGAAUAACGACUACGAUGGCUUCGAUGGCAGCAGCUCGAGGCGCUCUUGGGGCGGUGCAGUGGAGCCACAUCCCGCAGCUUGUUCCGUACCCCAUCGGUCUCGCGCUGCAGGAGCACCUCGUCCAUCGACGGCUGGCUGCGCGCUCCUACCUCGCGCAGCUGCCCGCGGCGGGACCCUCGUCGUCGGCGUCGCUGGCGCAGCGCAAGGCCGAGCGCGUCUCGCGGGAGGACAUCUUGCUUCUGCUCGAACACACGCCGACGUUCACCGAGGGAAGGAGGAAGGGCGCCAAGGAGGCCAUUGCAGACGACGACGAGGGCAAGCGCCUGCGCGCCCUCGGCGCAGACUACAUUGUCGCCCAGCGCGGCGGCCUUGUCACGUACCAUGGCCCCGGGCAGCUCGUCGGGUAUCCCAUCUGGGAUCUCCAAGCGAUGGAUCUCUCGACGCGCUGCUACGUCGACCGCCUCCAGAAGGCCUUCCAUGCGCUCCUCUCGGCGCCACAACCAUAUGGGAUAAAGACUUUCCCGCCGUACGAGGACAACACGGGCGUGUGGACGUCGCCCGACCACAAGAUUGUCUCGAUUGGGAUCCAGGUCCGGCAGCGGAUUGCGUCGCAUGGCUUUGCGCUCAACGUCGAGGCGCUUCCGCUGCUGCGAUGGUUCGACCACAUUGUCGCAUGCGGCAUCGAGGGCAAGAAGAUGUCGGCCAUUGAGCGCGAGCGCAGCGUCAAGAUGAGGGCCGAGGAAGAGGCACGGCCGGACAGGGAGGCGGCGAGCGAGAGCGGGGAAAGGCUCGACGACAUCGAGGGAGGGCAGGCGCGGACACAAUCAGCAGCAGACCGGGACAGGACAACAGGCCCCAAAGGGCCAGGAGAAGCAGAAGCGAGAGUCUAUAGCGAUCCCGUGGGCUGCCAGAUCGAGCCGGGGCUCGUGCUUGGACCAGAGGCAAGGACAACGGUAGCUUCCGUCGUGCCGCACGUCGUGCAGCACUUGGGCAAGACCUAUGGCAGGCACAUGGCAGAGGCCACAGAAGAGCUCCUUAGAUACGAGGCCGACGAAGUCACAGGGCGACUCAAAAGAGCCUGGGUCGACGGGGAAGAGGUCGUCACGGUGUAGCUCCCCUUUCAGUCAUCAAUUUAGUGCUCAUGGCAAUCAAAGCAGUCC
Molecule: messenger RNA, 1230 nt
Organism: Acaromyces ingoldii
Lineage: Eukaryota; Fungi; Basidiomycota; Exobasidiomycetes; Exobasidiales; Cryptobasidiaceae
Product: lipoyltransferase
Exons: 2
Coding region: 85-1182 (365 amino acids)
Biological process (GO): protein lipoylation
Cellular component (GO): mitochondrion
Molecular function (GO): lipoyl(octanoyl) transferase activity
Source: RefSeq, a predicted model, not a curated record